ACCAAACAAAGAAACAAGCCAGUUCCAUGGCCCGUGAUAAAUCCCCACGGUGAUAAAGGCAGAUGAAGCCGCCACACUCGCCAGAAGCUUCAUCAAUCAUCUUUCCCGUUAUCAUCUUGAUCUCAUUACUCAAAUCCCCAUCACACAAACACACUAAUGCAAGCUGCACUGGCAUCCAUGGCUGCCCACUCACUCAUUCUCUCUUCUCCUCACUUCUGCCCAAAUCCUCACAACCCACCUCCUCCUCUCCUCCGCUCGUUCUCCUUCCUCCACGGUGCCUCCCUCAAGCUCUCUCGCCAAUCUCCGACCCUCUCACUUUCCGCCAAACCACUCACUGUCUUCGCCGCCACUAGGAAAGCCGUAGCCGUCCUCAAGGGCAACUCAAAUGUCGAAGGCGUUGUUACGUUGACCCAGGAAGACGAUGGUCCCACAACUGUCAAUGUACGUAUUACUGGGCUUACUCCGGGGCCUCAUGGGUUUCACCUUCAUGAGUAUGGUGACACAACAAAUGGAUGCAUCUCAACAGGAGCACAUUUCAACCCUAACAAUCUGACACAUGGUGCUCCUGAGGAUGAAAUCCGUCAUGCGGGUGACCUGGGAAACAUAGUUGCCAAUGCCGAUGGGGUGGCAGAGGCAACAAUUGUGGAUGGCCAGAUACCAUUAGGUGGUCCUAAUGCAGUUAUUGGUAGAGCCCUCGUGGUUCAUGAGCUUGAGGAUGACCUUGGAAAGGGUGGACAUGAACUUAGUCUGACCACUGGCAAUGCAGGUGGAAGAUUGGCAUGUGGUGUGGUCGGUUUGACUCCAGUGUAAUGGCAACUGUUGUUUUAAGAGCAAUCUGCUCUGCGGUAUUGGCUUCUUGCCUUAACCAGUUUUGCAUCUAGAGCAAAAUGUUUGAAAUCCUAAAAGCCUAGUACGGUGGAGAUAGAUGGUGUUUUUCAUAAUAGUUGCAGAUUUCAUGGUGUCUAUAAAACGUUAUGUAUUCGGUAAAUUGAGUGAUCAUGCCAUGUGAAUGGGGGAAAUUGUUACGUGUUCCCCCUGUCAAAACAUGGAACUGAUACUAGAGUUUUUAUUCUUAAUGGUAUGAAUAGUAUGGGCAUAUCACAAUGUCUGCUAUUUGUUUGCUA
Carya illinoinensis is the source of this 1124-nucleotide messenger RNA. RefSeq names its product superoxide dismutase [Cu-Zn], chloroplastic. NCBI's taxonomy places the organism in Eukaryota, Viridiplantae, Streptophyta, Magnoliopsida, Fagales, Juglandaceae. Gene Ontology annotation, molecular function: copper ion binding; superoxide dismutase activity. Bases 157 to 810 code for a protein of 217 amino acids. The record is from RefSeq and is a predicted model, not a curated record. Gene Ontology annotation, biological process: removal of superoxide radicals. The transcript is spliced from 8 exons.